Messenger RNA from Closterium sp. NIES-65, 1740 nucleotides. The record is from the annotation of a GenBank genome assembly. NCBI's taxonomy places the organism in Eukaryota, Viridiplantae, Streptophyta, Zygnematophyceae, Desmidiales, Closteriaceae.
AUGCGGCCACCGCGCGGCGGAGGUUUCAGGGGGAGGGGCGGCGGAGGAUUCGGAGGUCGCGGCGGGGGUUUCGGCGGAAGAGGCGGCGGAAGAGGCGGCUUUCAACGGGAUGAGGGGCCGCCGUCCCACGUUGUGGAGGUGUCGACGUUCAUGCACGCGUGCGAGGGCGAGGCGGUGACGCGGCUGACGGUGGGAGAGAAGGUGCCGUACUUCAACGCGCCCAUCUACCUCGAGAACAAGACGCAGAUCGGCAAGGUCGAGGAGAUCUUCGGCCCCAUCAACGAGCCGUAUUUUUCGAUAAAGAUGCAGGAGGGGGUGGUGGCGACGUCCUACUCGCCGGGGGACAAGUUCUUCAUCGACCCCAUGAAGCUGCUGCCGCUGCAGCGCUUCCUACCGCAGCCCAAUGCAGGGGUGCCAGUGCAGGGGGGAGAGGGGGCUUUGGAGGCCGGGGAGGCAGGGGGGGUCGUGGAGGGGGGCGAGGGGGAUUCAGGGGAGGGGGAAGGGGUGGAGGAGGUGGGUUCAGGGGGAGAGGGGGAGGGGGAGGGUUUCGGGGUGGAGGGGGGGGAUUCAGGGGGAGGGGUGGUGGUUUCCGUGGUGGUCGUUUUUAGGGUGGCAAGUCAAUGCGUGCAUGUGUGCCUCAAUAUUCGUCUCUUCACGCGCGACGCCGUCCCGCCCGCCGCCAUGGACGCUCCCCCUUCCCCUUCCAACGCGUCCGUUCCGCGGUUCCUCUUCAUCUCACCCUCCGCCUCCUACCGCGACCACCCGCGCGGACCCCCUUCCCCGCCCUCCCCCUCCGCCACCGCAGCCUUUCCGCGCUUCUCCCCUUCCCGCUUCUCCCCCGCCCGCUCCAUCGGUGCGCGCCGGUUGCGCUGUCUGUCCGCGCGGGGGAAUGGCGCGGGGGAAGAGGAGCAUGCGGAUGAGUACGGGGGGAGCGACGAGUCCGGGGACGACGGCGGAAGCAUGGGGGGAGGGGAUGACUUGCGGAGAGACGGGGGAGAUGCGGAAUAUGCGGACUAUUAUGCAAGUGGGCGGGUUAAUUCGCACCCGUUAGAAUCACACCGCACGCCUAGUCACUCCCCGGGCUUCAGUAUACCUUCCGCGCAGCAAGCGCGCAGCAGCAAAUCGGUAGGCGACACGUCAGCAGAACGGGAGGGCUCCGACGAAUAUAACCAGCCCAGUCGAGACGACGAUGAUCCCGAACGAGAAGCGGAGGCUCGGGAAGCAGCAGGGUUGGGUUUGGGGGACGAGGAGUGGCUGGGUGUGUCGGGGCAUAGGGGAGACGGCAGCGGGGGAGACGGAAGGGGGGGCGGCGGCAGCAGGGGAGGCGGAAGCGGGGGGGGCGGAAGCGGGGGAGGCGGAGGAGCGCGGGGGGCGCUGGAGGUGGCGAUGGAGAGCCGGUCGCUGGCGAACCAGCUGCUGCGCGCCGAUGAGGAGGGCCGCCUCCGCUGCAAGCUUGCAGCGCAGCGGUGGCCCCAGGACGCUGAUGUCUUUCAAAAGAUUGACGAGUACUACUAUAAGGGCACACUACUGGAGUCGGACGUCAGAGCCGUCACCUCGCCUUCUGCCCUCCAGGUAUCCCACGCACAACGCCUUCCUCUUUCACCGCACACCUCCUACCUGCCUCACCCUACACCGCCUCCUUCCCUCGCCCCACGCCUCCCAUGCCCUCUAUCCACUCUCUCGCCCCUCGUCCUUCGCUGUCACAAAUUCUCACUCCCACACCGCCCCUCUCUGCAGUAG